AUGACCGAAAGCUCCGCGACCAAGCCAGUCAAGGGAGAUGAGGGUCCGCGUGUAAAGAACGGACUGAAGCCGGAGAGAAACGGCUUGGAAAAGAGCCUCCACCGCUGCCAUGAGCGGCAGCCGAAGCACCACUGCCACCCCGAGGAGGAGGAGGUCCAUGCAGCAUCACAUGGUGACCUGUACAGCCGGCCCUUCGUCGAGUCUUUCGAGGAGACGCCCAUGCUGGUGGCAGUGUUCACCUACAUGAGCUACGGCAUCCUGACCAUCUUCGGCUACCUCCGCGACUUUCUCCGUCAUUGGAAGAUCGAAAAGCGCAACAUCGCCAGAGAGAAGGAGGAACAGAAGGACUUUGUGCCACUCUACCAGGAUUUUGAGAACUUUUACAACAGAAACAUCUACAUGCGUAUAAGAGAUAGCUGGAACAGGCCCUUAUGUAGCGUCCCGGGGGCCAAAAUGGACCUGCUGGAACAAGCCACCCACGACUACAACUGGACUUUUCAUUACACAGGCCGGGUGAUGCUGGAUGUGAUUAACUUGGGCUCGUAUAAUUACCUCGGCUUUGCUGACAACACAGGUCCGUGUGCUGACUCUGCAGCCGAGGUUACCAUGAAGUACGGCGUCGGAGUUGCAAGCACCAGGCAGGAGAUUGGUAACCUGGACAGACAUGAGGAGAUGGAGAAACUGGUGGCUAGGUUCCUGGGCGUGGAGUCCGCCAUGACGUUUGGGAUGGGGUUUGCAACCAACUCCAUGAACAUACCAGCACUGUCUGGCAAGGGCUGUCUGAUUCUGAGUGAUGAACUGAACCAUGCCUCACUGGUCCUGGGUGCCAGACUCUCCGGGUCCACCAUCAGAGUCUUCAAACACAACAAUAUGCAGAGCCUUGAGAAACUGCUGAGAGAGGCCAUCGUUCACGGGCAGCCCAGGACUCACAGACCAUGGAAGAAGAUCCUCAUUCUGGUAGAGGGCAUUUACAGCAUGGAGGGAAGUGUAGUGCGCCUGCCAGAAGUGAUUGCCCUGAAGAAGCGCUACCGGGCUUACCUUUACCUGGACGAGGCCCACAGCAUAGGGGCACUGGGGCCGAGAGGGAGAGGGGUGGUCGAUUACUUUGGCCUAGACCCCUGUGAUGUGGACGUCAUGAUGGGCACAUUUACCAAGAGCUUCGGUGCUGCAGGGGGAUACAUUGCAGGGAAAAGGGAGCUUAUUGAGUACCUGCGCUCCCAUUCCCACAGUGCGGUCUACGCCACCUCCAUGUCUCCUCCGGUGAUGGAGCAAAUCAUCACUUCUAUGAAGUGCAUUAUGGGAGAGGAUGGUACGACAAUAGGGUGUGAACGUGUGCGACAGCUGGCAAAGAACACCGUCUAUUUUCGCAAGAGGCUUCGAGAAAUGGGCUUCAUCAUCUACGGCAAUGAGGGCUCACCUGUCGUACCCAUGAUGCUCUACAUGCCUGCCAAGAUAGGAGCGUUUGCCAGGGAGAUGUUAAAGAGGAACAUCGGGGUGGUGGGCGUUGGCUUCCCCGCUACACCCAUCAUCGAGUCCCGGGCCCGCUUCUGCAUCUCAGCCGCCCACACAAAAGAAGUGCUUGAUACGGCGCUGAGUGUCAUCAGUGAGGUAGGAGACCUUCUUCAGCUCAAGUAUUCUCGACGCAAAAUACAGCCGUCUUUGGCCCGGUCCUUCGAUGAUAAUGUGUACGAGGACAUUGACGACUGAUGAACCACUCUGCUCCUAAAGUGGCGUGAACCAGAACGACCCCAGAAAACAUAAGACAGGUCAAGAUGGAUCACAAGUCUUCCACAAGGACCGAGAUGUGCACAGGUGCCCCUUGUCACUCGCUUGCCAUAAUGUAAUCCCCAACAAAAGGAAAACACUUAAAACUAUUGUCUUAUUCAACUUUGC
Etheostoma spectabile (orangethroat darter) is the source of this 1893-nucleotide messenger RNA. Its product is annotated as serine palmitoyltransferase 2. The record is from RefSeq and is a predicted model, not a curated record. Gene Ontology annotation, cellular component: serine palmitoyltransferase complex. The transcript has 12 exons. Gene Ontology annotation, biological process: ceramide biosynthetic process; sphingosine biosynthetic process. Gene Ontology annotation, molecular function: pyridoxal phosphate binding; serine C-palmitoyltransferase activity. NCBI's taxonomy places the organism in Eukaryota, Metazoa, Chordata, Actinopteri, Perciformes, Percidae. Bases 1 to 1707 code for a protein of 568 amino acids.